Molecule: messenger RNA, 3589 nt
Organism: Cyphomyrmex costatus
Lineage: Eukaryota; Metazoa; Arthropoda; Insecta; Hymenoptera; Formicidae
Gene: Ube3a
Product: ubiquitin protein ligase E3A
Exons: 12
Coding region: 652-3252 (866 amino acids)
Biological process (GO): protein polyubiquitination
Molecular function (GO): ubiquitin protein ligase activity
Source: RefSeq, a predicted model, not a curated record
AAGAGACAGCGGUGGCUCUUUUUCUCGAGCUAAUUCUCUGAUAUUCGCGAGCUGAUUGCAAUUCGCGUCGAGUCCCCGUUGCACAAAUCGGGACGAUUAAUUUAGCCGUCCAUUUUCCUAACCUCCAAAUCACCCGCGGAUUCUCGACAUAGAUAUUUUCUCUUUGAGAAUCGUCUCGAGUCUCUCUCUCUCUCUCUCUCUCUCAAUUUCGCUCCCUCUUCCUCUCUCUCAUUCCAUUUAUCUGUCUUCUCUAUUCUGUGUGCUUCGUUCUCUCCAUUUUCAUUCCCUAUGUUUUUCCAUUACCUUUAAACUCUGCCUGUCUCUCUCUUCUCCGCUUCUUUCCUCUCUCUCUCCCCCCCCCCUCCGCGCGCCGUGUCUCUGACGUAUCGAAAAGUAUCCCUUGUCUGCUGUGUGAAGAACCUGAUCGUCGUCAACACUGGUCAACACGCGACGUUUAAAGAACACGGUGGACGUUUCGUGCCGCGGAAGUCCAAGUUGUGGUGCCGAGCGGCGGAGACCCCGGCGUGUCGCGUAAACGGCGAUAAUUACUGCGCGACGAUCGGAUUGCAGUACGGCGACGAGUUCGCGGUGACCACGACUCAACUUCCUAUCGCCGAGCAAAACAGGCAAAAUUCCGACGAUUUACGGUCUAUGAGCGCCAAGAGUCAGGGGGACCCUGGAGAAGAUCACAUUUCCAGGGUAGGAGCUGAGAGCCCUUGCAGCGACAUGAAGCGCGCAGCUGCAAAGAAGCUCAUUGAACGUUACUUUUACCAACUUACGGAUGGAUGUGGAAAUCCUCAUUGUGACAAUCAGCAUUGUGCCUCCAGUGGCAAAGUAACUAAUCUUACUCCAAAUCAAGCAGCCGCACAAGCGAUACAAUUAUUCUCACAAGAAGCAAGACUAUGCGAUGGUACACAACCCAGUAAAGUCGCUCGAACUACUAUAGAACCUGGACAAACGUCAUUAGCUAAGAGUCUACCUGUAAAAAGUGUUAAUUCUACAAGCUCUGAUGAAGGAAAACAAGAGUCAUAUCUUACAGAAGCUAAGCUUCUGGAUAUUAUAGAAAAAUGUAAAGCGGAAGGUUCUUAUUCUUUAUUAAUUCGUACUUUGGGAGAAGUGUUUUCUUCUGGAAAAGCGUUAAGUCUCAGUUUUCAAAAGACUGAGAAAAGUAACUCUCCUUUAACGGCACUUCUUGAACGAGCACCAGACAGUCUGUUAAGGCCACCUGCAGAUUUAAAUAAAGAAGCGGUACGAUCUUUACAGGGAGAAGAUAAAGAAGAAGAUAGCAGCGAUCCAUCACCUACAGUUCCUAAUAAUGACGAUACUAGUGUUGAUUUACCGUCGGUCCGUAGAGCUUUUGAAGCGCUUUGGUCUUUGCCAGGUGAGGCAUUCGAAUCAGCUCUGGUCAAUGCGCUAGUCACUUUGGCGGAUGAUAUAGAAUUAGACUUGAGAGUUUUACGUAUGGUGCGAUGGGACAGCAUGGAUAGUUUGUUAAAUGUAUUUCUCAUUGUUUUUGAAAUUCCGAUGCUCGGAAAUAGCGAAUACUUGGAAUUGGCUCUCCACAUGUUGUGUAAAGCGUUGAGCUGUGUACCGGUAUUGGCUCAAGCCAAGCUAGCACGUGUAUGGGCUAAGCAUUGUAAAUCGCGACUUCCAAGCCUUCUGCAAGCACUUCAAGAACUCAUAACUGUCAAGGUAAUUGGAGGAUCCUUCACACGUGAUUAUUGCGUCCAAGAUGCGGAUACUAUUACCGCGCCUACAAAAGUUAUGAAAAUUCUAUAUUAUGCGAGUAUGUUGGCUGGUGAAUUAGAUCCUCCUGAGCUAAUUUUGAAUGACGAAGGUGAAUCAGCUAGUAGCGAUAAAAGUACUUCACGAUCAGCAAUAUCAGGACAGAUCCCUCAGGAUCCAUUAGCGACGGAAUUAGGAAUUACCGCAUUGGAUGCACGUAAACCUUUCAUACCAUUUACUGAUUUUUACAAUGAGCCACUUAGCGAUGCCAUAGAGAUGGACAAAGAUUUCGCUUAUUACAAGAGCGAAGAGCCACAAAAAUUUAGCUUCAUGAAUUACGCUUUUAUUCUUACCCCGGCUACUAAAACUUUGGGCUUGUAUUAUGAUAACCGUAUCAGAAUGUAUAGCGAACGACGUAUGAGCUUUUUGCAAACCGUUGUCGGGCAGCCAACUAAUCCAUAUCUCAGAUUAAAGGUACGAAGAGAUCAUUUAAUAGAUGACGCAUUGGUAGAAUUAGAAAUGGUGGCCAUGGAGAAUCCAUCUGAUUUAAAAAAACAAUUAGUUGUUGAAUUUGAAGGAGAACAAGGUGUUGACGAAGGCGGUGUAUCUAAAGAAUUCUUUCAAUUAGUUGUUGAAGAGAUAUUUAAUCCUGAUUUUGGCAUGUUUACUACUCAGGAAGACACGCAAAUGACAUGGUUUAAUCCAACAUCAUUUGAAAGCGACGCACAGUUCACAUUAAUAGGCAUUGUUAUUGGUUUAGCAAUUUAUAACAAUGUAAUUCUGGAUGUACGUUUUCCAAUGGUAGUCUAUAGAAAAUUAUUAGGCAGGAAAGGCGGUUUUCCUGAUUUAGAAGAUUGGAGUCCAACAUUGUAUCGAACAAUGAAAGAAUUAAUUGAGUAUACAGGAGAUGACAUGCCAGAGACAUUUAUGCAAACUUUCCGAGUGAGUUACAGAGAUGUGUUCGGAUCCUUAUCGUUCCAUGAGCUCAAAGAAAACGGUGAUGAGCUGUAUGUCACGCAGGAAAACAAAAAGGAAUUUGCUGAUCUCUAUGCGGAUUUCUUACUUAACAAAUCUGUGGAAAGACAAUUCAACGCUUUCAGACGUGGCUUCCAAAUGGUUACAGAUGAGAGUCCGCUCGCAUUACUUUUCAGACCUGAAGAGAUUGAGCAGCUUGUUUGUGGAAGCAAAAUAUUUGAUUUUGCUGAGCUAGAAGCAGCAACUGAGUACGAAGGUGGCUAUACUGUGGAUAGCGAAGCAGUACGUAACUUUUGGCGCGUAGCGCAUUCCUUACCACCAGAAAGUCAACGAAGACUUCUUCAAUUCACUACGGGUAGUGAUCGAGUACCUGUCGGCGGUCUUUCGAGACUGAAGAUGGUUAUCGCCAGACAUGGUCCUGAUUCUGACAGAUUACCAAUAGCACACACAUGCUUCAAUGUGUUACUGUUACCGGAUUACAGUACAAUAGAGAAAUUGCAAGAUCGCUUAUUGAAAGCAAUUAAUUAUUCGAAAGGUUUCGGCAUGUUAUGAACAUGCUUCAUCACUUGUCUUUCUUCCACUGUCUUUCGAAUGAGAUAUUCGAAGUACACAAUAAGACUCAAUUACUUUCGUCAUUUUAUUCUUAGCUAUUUUAUUCGGAAAUAUUUCUCAUAAUAAUCUAAAACCGUGCCAGUGCGCUUAAUUAUGAAAACAUUGCUAUGUGCAAUAUGAAUUAUCAAAAGGCUCCUAACGUUCUAAAAAUUCCAACGAAUGAUAUAUCGAAUCCUUUGUACAAAAUAUAUGUUCUUGAAAAAAUGCUUUGAAACUUGCACCAUUGCAAGAAUCGCUUGUACCAUACUGUGUACUUUUUCUACUGAAAUAUAGAUAA